Messenger RNA from Notechis scutatus (mainland tiger snake), 3332 nucleotides. It is a transcript of the gene COLEC12, whose product is annotated as collectin subfamily member 12. Lineage: Eukaryota; Metazoa; Chordata; Lepidosauria; Squamata; Elapidae. The record is from RefSeq and is a predicted model, not a curated record.
AGGGGCAGCAGAGGCUGGUCGCCUGAGCUUAGGCCGGUCACGAGAGUGCAAACUUCGGACUCCUUCAGACGGGCUGAGCGAGAGGUCAAGAGUUCCAUCCAUCCACUCCAUCCAUCCUUGCUCCUGAUCAGAAGAACCAGGGCACCCGGCAUGGAAGUCCAAUAAGGAGUUUUGGGUUAACACCAGCAAAUUCCUCCAGCAUCUGAGUUUUCUAUGCGACCGCCUGUGCCAACAUGAAAGACGAUUUUGCUGAAGAGGAAGAAGUUCAGUCCUUUGGUUAUAAGAGGUUUGGUAUUCAAGAAGGAACACAAUGCACCAAGUGUAAAAGUAACUGGGCACUGAAAUUUUCAAUCAUACUUUUGUAUAUAUUAUGUGCCUUGCUAGCAAUAACAGUAGCCGUCUUGGGAUACAAAGUUGUAGAAAAAAUGGACAAUGUUUCUGGUGACAUGGAAGAUUCACGUCAACGAUGCAGUGAGAAACUUUUAGAAGUGAAGAGUGAUUUAAAGAAACUGGAUUAUCAAGCUGAAGAGAAAGCCAUGACCACAAACACAGAGCUUUCAAGUUUCAAAGCUGACAUCCUAGCCCUCCGCCAGCAACUUCAUGAGAUGUCAGAGAAAACCACAAAGAACAAAGAUACACUGGAAAAGUUACAAGAACAUGGUAGCAUGUUAAAUGAAAGGCAAAGUCAAAUGAAUGGUGUUUUGGACAGCAACUCUUUCAUGAUCAACAACAUCAACAAAACUCUUCAAGCUUACAAUGACUACAUUGGUGAUCUCCAAGAAGACACAAAUAACAUUCAAACAAGCUUACAAAGCCAAAUGCACUCCCAUAAUGUUGCCAUAUUGAAUCUAAAUAAUCUUAACCAGACACAGGUUCAGCAAAGAAAUCUUAUCAGUGCUUUGCAGAGAUCUGUGGAUGACACAAGUCAGGCUAUCCAAAGAAUCAAAAAUGACUUUCAGAACCUUCAGCAGGUUGCCCUCCAAGCACGGAAAGAUACCGACUGGCUUAAAGGGAAACUGCAGAUUUUGCAAGUAUUUGCAGCUAACCAUUCCGUUAUGACCAAAGCUAAUAAUGAAACACUUGAGGAUAUGAGCAGUCAGUUAAACUCAUUCAGUGAACAGAUGGAGAAUAUCACUACUAUUGCUCAAGCCAAUGAACAAAGUUUGAAGGAUCUCCAAGAACACUAUAAAGAAUAUGAAAACAGAACAUCUGCCAAAUUUAGCCAGCAAGAAGAUCAAUUUCAUAGCUUUGAGACAGAUAUUGUCAACAUUAUUAGUAAUAUUAGCUACACUGCCCAUCACUUACGGACACUAACCAGCAAUCUCAAUGAUGUCAGGACAACGUGCACGGAUACUCUUAGCAAGCAUACGGAUGAGCUGGCUUUUAUGAACAACACAUUAGCUAAUGUUCGUUUUGAUGCUACUACUUUAAGGAUGCAGCAGGAUGUGAUGAGGACCCGGUUAGAUAACGAAGUAGCCAAUUUAUCCAUCAUAAUGGAAGAAAUGAAGCUGGUAGAUUCUAAACAUGGCCAGCUGAUUAAAAAUUUUACAAUACUGCAAGGUCCUCCAGGUCCAAGAGGUUCCAAAGGUGACAGAGGACCCCAAGGUCCAAUUGGACUUACUGGGCCUAAGGGACAAAAAGGAGACAAAGGUGAACCAGGACCUCCAGGACCUCAAGGUGAAACGGGACCAAGUGGCCCACCUGGAUCACCGGGUGAAAAAGGUGGAAAAGGUUCCAGAGGUUCACCUGGAUCUAAAGGCCAGAGAGGUUCAACUGGGAAGACUGGGCUGCCCGGUCCUAGUGGAGAUCCAGGACUCCCUGGACCACCUGGCAAAGAUGGACCCCCUGGCCCACAAGGCCCACCUGGACCCAUAGGUCUUCAAGGACUUGUUGGCGAACCAGGGAUACCUGGUGCUCGUGGGAUACCUGGCUUCCCAGGUGUACCUGGUCUACGUGGUCUUCCAGGAGAGCCUGGUCCUCCUGGGCUGCCUGGGCCACCUGGAACGUCAAGUCCAGGAGUAGCUAUGGCACUACAAAGCGAGAUUAACGGUUGUCCUGUUUACUGGAAGAACUUUUCAGGCAAUUGUUACUACUUUUCAAACGAAAGAGCCAUUUUUGAAGACGCAAAGCUUUUCUGUGAAGAGAAAUCAUCUCAUUUGGUCUUCAUCAAUAGCAAAGAGGAACAGCAAUGGUUGAAAAAACAAGUUAUUGCAAAAGGCAGUUUCUGGAUUGGUCUCACUGACUCAGUGAAGGAAGAUGAGUGGCGAUGGCUGGAUGGCACUGUACCAGAAUACAUAAACUGGAGUGCUGGACAGCCUGAUAACUGGAAACAUGGCCAUGGACCAGGGGAAGAUUGUGCUGGAUUAAUCCAUGCUGGGCUCUGGAAUGACUUUCACUGUGAAGAUGUUAAUAGUUUUAUUUGUGAACAAGAUGUGGAAAAAGCUCAGCCUCCAGGAUUGUAACAGGUCGUGGACCAAGAGACUGGCAUUUUCUUUGCAAAGAGAUUCAUCUGGGACUGGGAACCAUUACCCAAGAAAAGGAGCACUGAGAACUUUGAUGAAUAAACUUCAUCAGCACAAUUUGUCCUCCACAUUUUCUAAUUUUUCAGGGGCUUUACAACCUGUUGCACAAACAUGUUGGUAGAAAAUGUAAUUGGACACAACUACUUGUAGAUCUCUUCAGUCGUUAAGCAGAAGAUAUGUUCUGGUAAGAACUAGAAAAUAGCAAGCUGAUAACAAGUUAUGACUUUACUACUCUAGAAAGACAAAAAAAAAAAAUACAAAGCUACUGUGUAAACAAGGCAGCCACUUGCUAAAUUCCCAAAUAUUGGCAAUUUAUAUAAAUAUACAUGUAUAAAUUUAUAUAAAAUUUAUAUAUAAAUAUAUAUAGUCCAGUUCUGAUCAGUAAUAUAGAAUAUACUUUUUAAAGCUUUUAAAAUUCUGUAUUUUUGUACAAAAUGUUGCCUAUUACAUUGAUUGAAUUGCCUUUUUAUACGAAUAUAGUAAAUAGAAAUCAAACACCAUGAAUGCUACUUAUCAUUCAGUAGAAAUAACAGUCUGGAAUAAAUUACCCCAUGUUUAAACUUUAACUUUUAAAAUUGAUUUUAGAUGGCAUUAGCAGUCUAUUAUACAAAAAUAUACACAAAGUUAAGAUCCAAGGACAACAUGCUUGUUUUUCCGAACUGGUCCAUUGACAGAACUCCGGGCAGCUGAAUGUCUAGCAAUAGACUUGAAGGAAGGGAUAGCAUUGUCUACUAAACUACAUAUUUUAUAGAGAAUUCAGGAUUCAGUCUUCCUGAUUCCAAUCAAAAUAAUCAAGUGGUCAGAGAGCUU